AGCCGCCGGUUCCCAUUGCUCCUCCUCAGCUCAUGGCGGUCGGGGCCACAUAUCUCUGGAUCCAGCUCAAUGCGAACUCCAUCAACGGAGACGGGCCCAUCAUCAACCGCGAGGUGGAGUACCGCACCGUCUCCGGCACCAUGUACGACCUGCAGCCCGUCGAUAAAACCUCGCACAAGAUCGGCCAUCUGGACCCCGACACGGAGUACGAGAUCAGCGUGCUGCUGACGCGGCCCCUGGAGGGAGGAACCGGGGCCCCGGGGCCGCCGCUGAGAGCCCGCACCAAAUGCGCAGAGCCCAUGCAUGACCCGCAGCAGCUGAAGGUGGUGGACAUCAAGGCUCGUCAGGUGACGCUUCGCUGGGAGCCGCUGGGCUACAACGUGACACGCUGCCACAACUACAGCCUGACGGUGCAGUACCGCGCCAGAGGAGGAGGCAAGGAGGAGAGCAGGGAGGAGGCGGCACACGGCAGCCAGCACACCAUCCACAACCUCUCGCCCUUCACCAACCUCAGCGUCAGGAUGCUGCUGCGCAACCGUGAGGGAGUCAAAGAGAGCCCCGAGAUCCACGUCCAGACCGAUGAAGACGUGCCGGGGGAAGUUCCUCUGGAUUCGAUCCAGGCCAGUGUUUACGAGGACAAGAUCCUGCUGAAGUGGAGAGAACCGGCGCAGACCUUCGGAAUCAUCACUCAGUAUGAGAUCUCGUAUAAAGCCGUCAGCUCCUUCGACCCGGUGCUGGAUCUCUCUAACCAGAGCGGGAAGGUGGUUAAACUGGGGAAUGAAACCAGCCACGUGUUUCUGGGUCUCUACCCCGGCUCCACGUACUCCUUCACCAUCAGAGCCAGCACCGCCAAGGGCUUCGGACCGCCCGCCAUCACCCAGGCCACCACCAAGAUCUCAGCUCCGUCGAUGCCGGCGUACGAUCAGGAGACUCCUCUGAACCAGACGGAUAGCACGGUGACGGUGGUGCUUAAACCGGCUCAGAGCCGAGGCGCUCCUUUCGGAGACAACCGGACCUACGGCGGAUACUGGAACGCCCCGCUGCUGCCACACAAGAGCUACAGCAUCUACUAUCAGGCCGUCAGCGCCGCCAACGGGGAGACAAAAAUCGACUGUGUCCGUGUCGCUACCAAAGCUGCUAUCUUGGUGACGCAGCUCACCACUCCUUACGUUCGCAUCGCUCCGGCCGCUGGAGACAAUCGGCUAACAGGCGCGGCGACGCACAAACCCAACGCAGUGGAGCCGGAGAAACAGACCGACCACACGGUGAAGAUCGCCGGCGUCAUCGCAGGAAUACUGCUCUUCGUCAUCAUCUUCCUCGGCGUGGUGCUGCUCAUGAAGAAACGGAGAACCUAUCAGUCCUACACUUACUACCUGUGAGUAAAACACCUUUGUACACUGUUAGUGCCGUGCUAUGCUCGA
Sinocyclocheilus anshuiensis is the source of this 1421-nucleotide messenger RNA. RefSeq names its product receptor-type tyrosine-protein phosphatase mu-like. The record is from RefSeq and is a predicted model, not a curated record. The annotation marks the transcript as partial. Lineage: Eukaryota; Metazoa; Chordata; Actinopteri; Cypriniformes; Cyprinidae. Gene Ontology annotation, molecular function: protein binding. The transcript has 10 exons.